GGAGUGCGGGAGGAAAGUCCCGCCUGCUGGUGCCGGUGUGUUUGAGUCAGGUCAGAGAUGGAUGCUGCUGUCGCUUUUCGCGGGAUUGUUGCCUCGGUUCUGUCGGUUCUGCUGCUACUGAGCUCCGGCUGCGGCGCCAAAGAACCGGAACUCAACCACGUGACGUGCGGCUCCCUGGUGAAGCUGCUGAACACGCGCCAUAACGUCCGGCUGCAUUCACACGACGUCAAGUAUGGUUCAGGCAGCGGGCAGCAGUCUGUAACCGGGGUGGAGACCGCCGAGGACGCCAACAGUUACUGGCAGAUCCGGGGGAAACCGGACCGUCCGUGUCAGCGCGGGUCGCCCAUCAAGUGCGGCCAGGCCGUCCGCAUCACGCACAUGAAGACGGGCCGGAACCUCCACUCCCAUCAUUUCAGUUCCCCGCUGUCCAACAACCAGGAGGUCAGCGCCUUUGGCGAGAACGGCCAGGGCGACGACCUGGACGUGUGGACGGUCCAGUGCGACGGCGUGCUGUGGGAGCGAGACGAGGCGGUGCGGUUCAAGCACGUGGGCACCGAGGUGUUCCUGAGCGUCACGGGCGAGCAGUACGGACACCCCAUCCGAGGCCAGCGCGAGGUGCACGGCAUGAGCUCCCCCACCCAGCACAGCUGGUGGCGCACCAUGGAGGGGGUCUUCAUCCAGCCCAGCAUGGAGCCGCUGCGCCACGACGAGCUCUGACCUCAGCGCCAGGCGCCGCGCUCCCGGAUGUAAAUACAAACUGCUGACGCCACGCCUUCCUCGGCGUGGGGGGGUGGGGGUUAUGGUAGGCGAAUUUUGGUUGUUUUAUGAACUUAAGGAUGACGGAAGGAGCCGCCCCCGCUUCACAUUGAUUGCACCGUCCUGCAGGGGGCGCCACGCUGCCUCGCCGUCCUCGGCUGCUGUCUGUCAAACAGGCUUUUAGGGUCCCGUUUGCAGGUUUUUUGGAUCAUCAGAAGCAGUUCUGCGCCCCCCCUCAGUGACCCCUCCCGUGCAGCUCAGACUGCAGCAGCCGCUGGGCUCAGACUCCGCCUCCUCUCAACUCUCUGCUGACCUUUUUGAACUGAAGUGAAGAUUUUUUUCUUUUUUUUGCAUAAAUGUUCACCCCCUUCAGCUCUCAGGCAUAAAAACUACACUUCCCAGGAUGCAACUUCCCACCCGUCACGGUUUGGUCGGUCUUACUGGUUCAUUUCUGUUUGUCAGUAGAUGUUGGCGUUUGUAGAAUGAGGGUGGGGCUGUUUUUAUUUCAGGGAGCAACAAUAAAUGUUUGUGUCAGUCAUU
Messenger RNA from Oryzias latipes (Japanese medaka), 1296 nucleotides. It is a transcript of the gene sdf2l1, whose product is annotated as stromal cell-derived factor 2-like 1. NCBI's taxonomy places the organism in Eukaryota, Metazoa, Chordata, Actinopteri, Beloniformes, Adrianichthyidae. The record is from RefSeq and is a predicted model, not a curated record.